This is a messenger RNA of Ixodes scapularis (black-legged tick), 1403 nucleotides long. Its product is annotated as gastrula zinc finger protein XlCGF49.1-like. The record is from RefSeq and is a predicted model, not a curated record. NCBI's taxonomy places the organism in Eukaryota, Metazoa, Arthropoda, Arachnida, Ixodida, Ixodidae. Gene Ontology annotation, molecular function: DNA-binding transcription factor activity; RNA polymerase II cis-regulatory region sequence-specific DNA binding. Gene Ontology annotation, biological process: regulation of transcription by RNA polymerase II. The transcript has a single exon. Bases 1 to 666 code for a protein of 221 amino acids.
AUGCGCCAACCUUUCUUCCUCUCUCAUGUCAUCCCAACAGACUGCAUCGGAGCGUGCUAUGGCGACAAAGUGGAUACCUUUGACCGUGACAGCCGCAGAGGUGACACCUCUCCCCAGACCAACAAUUCGGGCCCACACAAGCAGCAGACGCACCGACGACCGAACAAGCACCCGUGCCGCUUCUGUCCUUACUCAAGCUCUUCCACCACGGCUGUCGCCGUUCACGAGAGGACUCACACUGGCGAGAGGCCCUUCAGUUGCGAUGCCUGCGAAAAAACGUUUGCGAAUAAGUCUCACUUGGUAUCUCACGUUAAAAUUCACACCGGAGAGAAGCCGUUCAAGUGCAGCACGUGCGGCAGGGCAUUUAGUCAUAAAAACACCUUGGUGGAUCACGAAAGGAUUCAUACAGGAGAGAAGCCGUUCAGGUGCAACACGUGCAGCAGGGCGUUUACUCAGAAAUGCAACUUGGCUGGUCAUGAAAGAAUUCAUAGAGGAGAGAAGCCGUUCAGGUGCAACACUUGCAGCAGGGCGUUUACUCGGAAGUACCAGUUGGCGAAUCAUGAGAGGACUCACACCGGAGAGAAGCCGUUUAAGUGCAAGACCUGCGGUAGAGCGUUUGCGACUGAUGCCAAUUUAUACAGUCAUCAGAAGAUACAUCGCAAGUGAUCGAAACCCUUACGUGCAUCAUAGUUGUGAAAGGAGUUUAAACGAAAUACUCGAGCACCGACGUGUGUUCAUUUGGCUUGGCGAUAGGCCUGCAGGGGUUCUACUUGCGAGCAGUGUGUGUUUCACAUGGUUCAAAAUGUUUCAGCCUCUUAUUUACAGUAUAAACACAGAUAAAAAAAUGUGAAUUUACCUUAGACGAAGCGACCAGAGUUCUUUUUUGUACACGAAAACAAAGAAAAUACUUGAAGCCUAAUCUUUUUUUAAUAAUUCAUAGUCAUUGAUCACGUGAUGCACCUGGAAUCUCUGGGUUCUCCGUAGGGUCACUUAUGUUCCUUACAGGUCGGCCUACUCAUGACCAUAAAUAUACAAACUUAUAAAAUAACUAAGGUCUUUCAAUAGCAGCAAUCUUGAAUAUUGCAAAUGUUAAGAAAAGUACAAGAAAAACCGAGUAAUGCGGAGGGGUCAACAUAAUUUUAAGAUGUAAAAAUAAAACUAUAUUCGAAACUAUUUAACACACCAAGCUGGAAACUAAUGAUUUACUCAUAGGACUGCAACAGUAUAUACGUGACUCCGAAGAUUUAGAAAUGCAGUGUAAUUUCCUAUCUCAUUUCGUGAUAUUCUUGGUCCUUUUUCUUUUUGAUUGGUUUGAGUAUCUUAAUUCUGAUGGUAUCAUUCAAUGUGCUUGCUACAUGAAAUACUUGUAUGUAUGUUUUCCUUUUGCAUGAUUUUAUUAUUUU